Molecule: messenger RNA, 1646 nt
Organism: Eubalaena glacialis (North Atlantic right whale)
Lineage: Eukaryota; Metazoa; Chordata; Mammalia; Artiodactyla; Balaenidae
Gene: UTP3
Product: UTP3 small subunit processome component
Exons: 1
Coding region: 170-1579 (469 amino acids)
Biological process (GO): maturation of SSU-rRNA from tricistronic rRNA transcript (SSU-rRNA, 5.8S rRNA, LSU-rRNA)
Cellular component (GO): small-subunit processome; nucleolus
Source: RefSeq, a predicted model, not a curated record
GGCCGGAAGGAGGUGGAAACUCCUGCAUCCUACGGGAGUGCCCGCAGACGCGCGUGGUAAGAGAGCGCGUGGCUGUUAUAGAGGCUUGUUGCUGGAGCGCGUGGCUCGUGCGCGGAAGUCAGAGGUGACCGAAAGCCUGACGUCGCUGUAGAAGCUGAGACCGCGAGCUAUGGUGGGGAGAUCCCGGCGGCGAGGAGCGGCCAAGUGGGCAGCUGUGCGAGCUAAGGCAGGUCGCGACCCAGCGGACGAAAAUGAUGACAAUUUGGAAUCUCCACCCUCACCAGGGGACUCCAGCUACUACCAAGAUAAGGUAGAUGAUUUCCAUGAGGCCCGAUCUCGGGCCGCCUUGGCUAAGGGAUGGAGCGAAGUGGAGAGUGGGGACGAGGAGGAGGAUGGCGAUGAGGAGGAGGUGCUUGCCCUAGAUAUCGCCGAUGAGGACGAUGAAGAGAGUGCGGGGAAUGAGGAGGAUGACGAUGAUGAUGGUGGGAGCUCCAUGCAGAGUGAGGCUGAGGCCUCGGUGGAUCCCAGUUUGUCGUGGGGUCAGAGGAAAAAACUUUACUACGACACGGACUAUGGUUCCAAGUCCCGAGGCCGGCAGAGUCAACAAGAAGUAGAGGAAGAGGAAAGAGAGGAGGAGGAGGAGGCACAGCUCAUUCAGCGGCGUUUAGCCCAAGCUCUGCAAGAGGACGAUUUUGGAGUUACCUGGGUGGAGGCCUUUGCAAAACCAGUACCUCAGGUAAAUGAGGUUGAGACACGGGUCGUGAAGGAUUUGGCGAAAGUUUCAGUGAAAGAGAAGCUGAAGAUGCUGCGAAAGGAAUCACCAGAGCUCUUGGAGCUGAUAGAUGACCUGAAAGUUAAGUUGACAGAGGUGAAGGAUGAGCUGGAGCCAUUGCUGCAGUUGGUGGAGCAAAAGAUCAUUCCACCUGGAAAAGGAAGCCAAUACCUGAGGACCAAAUACAACCUCUAUUUGAACUACUGCUCCAACAUCAGUUUUUAUCUGAUCCUGAAAGCUAGGAGAGCCCCUGCACAUGGACAUCCUGUCAUAGAAAGGCUUGUUACGUACCGAAAUUUGAUCAACAAGCUGUCAGUUGUGGAUCAGAAGCUGUCCUCUGAGAUUCGUCAUCUGCUCACACUUAAAGAUGGUGCUGGAAAGGAGGAACUGAAUCUAAAAGCAAAAUCCACAAAGGCCAAGCCAAAAUCUGUUUCUGCUGUUGCUGCCUCCGCUGUUACAGACCUUUCUGAUGAUUCUGAUUUUGAUGAAGCUGCACUGAAAUACUAUAAAGAAAUAGAAGACAGACAAAAAUUGAAGAGAAAGAAAGAAGAUAGUACUGAAGAACAGGCUCCUGAAGUUCAAAAUGCAAAGAGAGCCAUUACCUAUCAGAUUGCUAAAAAUAGGGGACUUACACCUAGGAGAAAGAAGAUUGAUCGGAAUCCCAGAGUGAAACACCGGGAGAAGUUCAGAAGAGCCAAAAUUCGCAGAAGAGGCCAGGUUCGUGAAGUUCGUAGAGAAGAGCAACGUUAUAGUGGUGAACUAUCUGGCAUUCGUGCAGGAGUUAAAAAGAGCAUUAAGCUUAAAUAAAGUUUUUGCUUAGCUUAAGUUUUUUGGCGAUAAUUUUGGAUCAAUAAAUUUUUAUUUUUACUGGUGA